CUGGCAAUGAAUGAUGUUAACGUGGAAUUAUCGCAUUUAUCAAACCGAAUCAUUUCGAUUUUGAUAUUCAUGGCUUCCGAUUUAUUGUUAGCAGCAGAUAACAAAGACGCCAUUUUCUUACCAACCUCGUGCAUACUCGAUUAUGAAUUUUGGAUCAAUUCUGUUCGUUUGUCUGGUCUCACAAUAUUAUUCACAGCACUACUAUUUACAGUCAUCGUUAUUUUCAACAACAAUUUUCACUCUGCGUCUACGAGGAAUAACUUCAUCAUUAUUUUAACGUUGAUCAUUAUUAGUAUCGGUGUUGGAUUAUUGAGUCUAGCGGGUGAUUGGAUGGAUUGCGUUAUUGCUACUGGUGUUGCAUCUAUAAUUACUAUCCUCGCUAUUCUAUUGGGAUUAAACCUGAAAGAUUCUACACGAAAAUGGAUGACUCUGUUAUUUUCGCUUUGUUGUUUAUUGUUGGUGGCUGGAAUCGCUUUCUUUAUUACAAGCGUAAUUCUUUGCAAUCACAUUGCAUUUGCAGUGCUGUCGUUGAUUUGUUGGUGUAGUGAAAUGUUUAUUGUGAUUUCACUCACUUCAUAUUACUUGAUGGAACACUGCAAAUCGAAAAACUACUCUCCACUGUACAUGACUUUGGUAUCGGCAUUUGAAUUCAUAGUGCUGUUGAUGAUUUCACAAGUUCAUGUCAACUAUUUCUUCCGCUGUCAUCCACACAGCAAACCAUGUAACCACUGACAAUAAUGAUUGAUUAUUCUUCGUUACCUAAUAUCCCAAUAAAUUUAACCGUGUUUCAUUCUAUUCAUUAGUAUUAUUUUAUGAAUAU
This is a messenger RNA of Schistosoma turkestanicum, 820 nucleotides long. The record is from the annotation of a GenBank genome assembly. Lineage: Eukaryota; Metazoa; Platyhelminthes; Trematoda; Strigeidida; Schistosomatidae.